UUGGACUUGCAGAGUUUAUGGUAGACCUUGAGAACCCUAAAUCUUCUUCCCAGAAAUGAACCCAAACAGCAAGGAAUUAUUAAACAACCUGAGUGAAAUGGAGGGUUUCAACCCAAAUUUUCAUAGAAACAUGCCUUUGUACAAUGAAGGGUUUUCUGAUCAUCAACCUCGACUAAUUCCCCCAACUUUGAAUGAGGAAUUUUCAAGAACCAUUCAUCCUUUGGUCCACUUUCCGGUAUAUGAUCCGGAAGUGCUUAAUUUCUUUCCGUCAGAUGGAAGUUUAAGCCAUGGAUGCAAAAACAUAAACGUCGGACCGGAAUCUGAUAUACUGCUUAAGUAUUCACCAUCAGUAUCUGGAACUGGUUCAGUCGGAGCUAACAAGUCCAGCAAAAAUUAUGUAAAUUAUGGUGGCAAGAAAAGAAAGAGAAUUGAUGGGACUGACUCUCAGAAACCUAGGGAAGUUGUUCAUGUCAGAGCAAAGAGAGGGCAAGCUACUGAUAGCCACAGUUUGGCUGAAAGGUUACGAAGGGAGAAGAUAAAUGAAAGGCUGAGAUGCUUGCAAGACCUUGUUCCAGGGUGUUACAAGACAAUGGGGAUGGCUGUGAUGUUGGAAGUGAUCAUAAAUUAUGUCAGAUCACUGCAAAAUCAAAUUGAUUUUCUUUCAAUGAAACUAUCAGCAGCAAGUCUAUUCUACGAUUUCAACUCAUCUGAGGCAGAAGUUGUCGAAACAAUGCAGCAGGGAACAACUGGAUAUGAUGCACAAGGGAUGGAGAAACUUGUAGGAGAAGGUUAUGGAGGUCCACUCCAGUCCCAAGCCUUUUGGCCUUUUCUAUCUUAGUUUCUAUUGUAUCAUAUGCUUGUCCAAUGUAUACAUACACUUAUCUAUAUCGUCAUCCUCAAUAAAAGAUACUUGAUUAUGCCUUAUAAUGCAGAAUUCAUGAAUAACAAACGUCGACCUCUUCGUGUACUAA
Olea europaea var. sylvestris is the source of this 971-nucleotide messenger RNA. Its product is annotated as transcription factor bHLH75-like. Gene Ontology annotation, cellular component: nucleus. Gene Ontology annotation, molecular function: DNA-binding transcription factor activity; protein dimerization activity. Bases 56 to 838 code for a protein of 260 amino acids. Lineage: Eukaryota; Viridiplantae; Streptophyta; Magnoliopsida; Lamiales; Oleaceae. The transcript has 6 exons. The record is from RefSeq and is a predicted model, not a curated record. Gene Ontology annotation, biological process: regulation of DNA-templated transcription.